Talaromyces proteolyticus is the source of this 3306-nucleotide messenger RNA. RefSeq lists its product as uncharacterized. Gene Ontology annotation, molecular function: protein binding. The transcript is spliced from 2 exons. The coding region runs from base 1 to 3306 and encodes 1101 amino acids. Gene Ontology annotation, cellular component: cytoplasm. NCBI's taxonomy places the organism in Eukaryota, Fungi, Ascomycota, Eurotiomycetes, Eurotiales, Trichocomaceae. Gene Ontology annotation, biological process: autophagy; response to starvation. The record is from RefSeq and is a predicted model, not a curated record.
AUGCCCCCCGCAGCAUCAGAGGAUUUCUUCCACCCUAUUAAUCACCUUUCGCUUGAUAAUCAUACCCCGCUGUCGCAAAGCCCUGGUUCGGUACAGGAGUCAACUGGCGGCAAGAAGAAGAAGAAAGGGAAAAACAAGCAUGGAACAAAAGGAAAGGAUACACUGCUACCACAAACGGACCAGAUGGCGGCAGACGAAAUCCAGCCUUCUCCCCCAUCCCAGUCCGAUCCAUCGUCAUAUCCCGGCAAUGUGUUCACUCCCCCCUCUGGCAAUGCCGUCAUCUCUCCGGCAUCCCCGGUCCUAGGGGCGUUGGAUCCCAUCAACAACAACAACCCUGAGAGCGAUACCGUCCUAAGGACAGACGCAUGGGCAAAGUCCAUUCCAUUCGGGAAAAGCCCUCCAAAUGACAUUUUAGACCCGGCCUUUGCCAGUGGUUCUCCCCACAGUAUACCAAAUACACUCGAAAGAGCUGCGUUUGGGAGCCACAUAUCAUCAUCAGCGUCUCCUCCUAUAGCUCCGACGAGGCCGAUGAAUUAUGGUCCAGUUGGCAUCGGAUCACCACGCCAUCCAUCUAUUGAUAGACAAAAACGUCACUCAAUGGGUGCUCACUUUCAAAGCCAACCACCACUGCCACACCUGCCCCAAGCCCAUUUCUACGGUGCUCCAGAAAUCGACAUUCCAUCUCCACACAGGUCUGGUGCUGGCAGCCAGUACUCCUUUUGUGGGUGGGACUCUAUCCCGGGCCCUUUUCUGAAGACAAGCAAAAUCGGCGGCAGAGUGCUCUUGGUUGGCACUGAUGGGGAGCUCCACGUCAUCGCGAUAGAAAGCCAGAAAACACGUACGGUCGGGACACUGACCGGUCUCAAUGGACGCGUUCUUGACGCAAAAAUUUUAAAUUAUGCUUCGAGACCCGACCCAUAUGCAUCGUCUCGACCUCAUGUGGCUGUUAUCAUACAUGGCCCGGUGGCCCAUAAAGACGAACCUGGAGACACUUCCUCGAUUGGUUCGGAGCAGAACGAAAUUCUCCCAGGCCUACCCGGAAAGUCGGUGCCAAGCGAAAAGCCACAGAAUAAAGAAGACACCCUAUAUCAGACAAGAGUGGAGAUAUAUUCCGUCAAAACUGGGGAUCACAUCAUGAGCCUUUUCCAGAGCAAACCUGCACCCUGUUUUGAAAGUUAUCCCAAUCUAUCUUUGCUUGCCCCAGCGCCCGUUGGGAGCCUAAGACUGUAUACCACCACAAACUACGUCAUUGUAGCUUCAGGGGUCAGCGGUGAGGUCUUCAUCUAUGGCAUUGUGUCGUCUGGAUCUGCCGCUAUGUAUCAGUGUCUCGGAAAAACAUGGACUACGAUACAGUCCAAAGAAGUCAGACGCUACUCCACUUCUUCUAGUUCUACAGACCAUGAUGGAUCUCAAGCUGAUAGCCAACAUGGGCCUGGAUCUUCAGAAAACCCUAUCAUUUCGCUCAGUGGACGGUGGCUUGCUGUUGUUCCACCUACGUCUUCGUCCAGAGCACCGCCCUUGGGAUCUGUCCCACAGCAGUGUACACAGAGGAAGAUCCACGGCCUAGACACACACAUCCCACCAUCUAAGCCGACUAUAAAUUGUGCCACAGACGUGGGAGACGGCGAAAGUCUGUUCGAUAAAGUUGCCAGAGGCGUCACCCAAGAGCUUUUCAAGGGUGCCCGAUGGAUGGGUGAUCAAGGUCUGCAAGCGUGGAACAAUUAUUGGAAUAAAGAUCAGCAGGCAAGUCAAGGUGGUAACCGACGCUCUUCUCCCUAUCCCGACACCCAGCAGGGAACACAUGCCCUGUUUCCGCCCACUCAUGGUCAAGAAACGUCUGGGGCGUCAUCUUCUGAGCCAGACUUGGUUUCAAUAAUCGAUCUGAAAAGACUCGAACACGGACAAGACCCUAAGGGGACUUCUCCAGUGCCAUUUGCAACCUUUCAAGCUCCCAAUGGAUGCAGCUAUCUUUCAUUCGCGCCCAACGGCCACAUGUUGCUAACUGCAAGUAAAAAGGGGGAUGUCCAAUAUGUGUGGGAUCUUAUGCAGGCCAAAAACUGCAGAACAGCUGCAUUCUUGUCUGAUGAUUUAACCGGCAACAACGCCUCUACUUCCCAUGUACGGCUGAUAGCAAGGUACUCUCGGUUAACCACUUCGAACAUCAUUGAUAUCGUUUGGGCGUAUCCCACUGGGGAGAAGUUCGCAGUUCUUACUCGGAAGGGCACAGUCCAUGUUUACGACAUCCCUCGAGUAGCGUUUCAAUGGCCACCUCUUCGACGAGUACAAGCGAAACCUAGCCGACCGCAGUUAGAAGACCCGGCAUCAUCCACCCCAGAAUCGGAAGGGGUAGGAUCUGCCAGCCCGUUUGUGAGUGCUAUGAAGUUCAUGGGAGGGACUACGCAGCCGAUUCUCGCUGCUGUCCGAGGUCGUGCCCCUAGUGUAGGAAGCAGCUUUUCUGGGACUCCUAGUUUUGGUAUCUCGUCGGCAGCUGGAAUUGGCGGCAAAGCUGUUGCGGCUGGUUUGAGCAAAUCUAUGGGGGCUGCUACUGGCACGGUGAGCACGCUGCGACACGUAGGGGAAAACCGAUUGCACUUGACUAGCUUCGGUAGGGACCCUAUGGCAUCUCGCGUUACGUGGGUCUUGAUUCACAAUGAGAGUCUGUUGGGCGUAAUUGAUUACGGCUCAUUCAAGAUAUAUAAGGUCAAACGCAGCACAGAUAGAAAUAAAGCUCGGCGUCACCAACCCGUCAUUGGGGGCAAAGUAGCAGAGAUGAAACUGCCAGAGUAUAUGCAAAACCCUUCUGGGCCUCUGCAAAUUGGCCUCCCAAUGGAUGAUAAGGUGGUCGGAAGCUGGUCAUCACCACUGGCUACAUCCCAUCCUUCAUCGGUUACGAAACUAAGUUCCCAGCCACUCUCCCAGGCCGAGAUCGAGACCAACACUCCUUAUCAACCAUUCCAUACAGACCGGAGAGUCACACUGAAUGUUAUCAUUGACCCUACAUCAGCAGCAGGGCCUCCAUUAGGCUCAUGGGUCUUUGGAAAUGAUAUUCAGACGCAGAAGCUUCAUGUUCAACCUCUACCCCAUAGUGAUGAUGAGGAGCUCACUGGCCAGAUGAUGGGAAACCCAGAAAUGGAAAAUUUGAUCAGUCUCGGUAAUGGCGGGGAUCAAGUUGAGGAAGUUGUCAUCACAACAAAGCGAAAGAAGAAAACCUCCGCUGCAUUAUCGCCUACUGGUCACCGGGACGACGACGACGGGUUCUUUGAAGAUGACUGCGACGUUCUGGACUUUGCCCAGGACAGAGUUUAA